This is a messenger RNA of Olea europaea var. sylvestris, 2468 nucleotides long. Its product is annotated as probable inactive receptor-like protein kinase At3g56050. Lineage: Eukaryota; Viridiplantae; Streptophyta; Magnoliopsida; Lamiales; Oleaceae. The record is from RefSeq and is a predicted model, not a curated record. The transcript is spliced from 9 exons. The coding region runs from base 287 to 2218 and encodes 643 amino acids. Gene Ontology annotation, molecular function: ATP binding; protein kinase activity. Gene Ontology annotation, biological process: protein phosphorylation.
GUUUUGUGUAUGAUACACUCAAACGCGGUGUUAAGAAAGGGUCCUGGACCACCUGGCAUUUUAUUUGGUUCACAAAAACGCACUUCUCAAACUUCUUACUUCUUUCUUAAAUAUUUUUACUCUGAUAUUCAACUUUCUGGUUUCUCAUUCUUGAAUUUGUUGACUGGGCUGAGUCAACUCGGUUUUAUGUUUGGUAGAUUUUCAAGAAUGUUUGUUGGUUUUUUAGAUGUUGAAUUGAUCAUAUUCUGAGAAAAUAAAUUGUGGGAUUGCUUUCAUUCUUGAGAAAAUGAAAGCAUUUUGGGAACUCAAAAGUCAUCUUUUGCUGGUGCUCUUGAUAUGCUUUAAUAACUUGAGUUUUUGCUGGUCUCUCAAUGGUGAAGGUGUGGCUUUGCUGAGAUUUAAAGAGAAAGUGGAGAAUGAUCCAUAUGGGGCUUUAUCAGAUUGGAAUCAAGAAGUGGGAGUGGAAAAUCCAUGUUCAUGGUUUGGAAUUGGAUGCUCUGAGGGGCAUGUGGUGGUUCUGAACCUGAAAGAUCUAUGUCUGAGAGGCACUUUGGUACCAGAUCUCGGGAACCUGGUUCAUGUGAAAUCUAUAAGCUUACGCAACAAUUCUUUCUCUGGUGUCAUUCCGGAAGAGAUCUCUAAGUUGAGCGAAUUAGAAGUAUUGGACCUUGGAUAUAAUAACUUCAGCGGACAGCUUCCAUGUCAUCUUAUCAAUAAUUUCUCAAUAGCAAUUCUUUUACUUGACAAUAAUGAGCUUCUUGGCAACCCAUAUCCUGAAAUUUAUGAGCUUCAAAAGCUAUCUGAAGUUCAAGUGAAUGAACGUCUGCUGUCCAGCGGCAUAGAAACGCUAUCUUGCAAUGACAGAUUAAUCUCAGGGAAUCUAGGACAAAUGGGAGAUGUAGCUCAACGGAAAUUGUUACAAGAUUUUAAAUUGUCAGUUCAAGCCUUAUUUUUCCUGCCACCAUCAUCAUCCAAAUCUGGAAGUUCCCCUACACCAGAACCAUCCCCUUCCCCUUCCCCUUAUCCUCUCCCUCCUGCUUCUUCUCCUGAAAAUACUUCCCCACGUUCACCCCCGACGAGCCCCCCUCCUUCUCCUGGAAGUGUUUCUCCAUCUUCACUUCCUAACCCAGCAGAAAGUCCUUCCAAGCCAGCUAAAAGUUCCAGUCGUAAUCAUCAUAGAAUUCUGAUAUUAUCUGGAGCCAUUGGAGGUCCUUUGUUACUUUUGUUUUUGAUCGCGGGCAUAUUGUUUUGUCAAUAUAGUAAGGUUGCUACUGUCAAGCCUUGGGCUACGGGAAUAAGUGGACAGUUGCAGAGAGCAUUUGUAACGGGGGUCCCAAAUCUGAAGAGAUCAGAACUUGAGAUUGCUUGUGAAGAUUUUAGCAAUGUCAUUGGCUCUUCAUCAUUCUGCACGCUAUACAAGGGUACACUGUCCAGUGGAGUUGAAAUAGCUGUUGCAUCUCUGGCUAUCGCCUCUGCAAAGGACUGGUCAAAUAUUCUAGAAGCCCAGUUUAGGACUAAGAUUGAUACACUAUCAAAAGUGAAUCACAAGAAUUUUGUCAACUUAAUUGGAUAUUGCGAGGAAGAGAAACCUUUCACUAGAAUGAUGGUUUUUGAGUAUGCUUCCAAUGGAACUCUCUUCGAGCAUCUACACAUAAAAGAAUCUGAACACUUGGACUGGGCAAUGCGGUUGAGAAUCGCAAUGGGGAUGGCAUACUGUUUGGAGUACAUGCACCAGUUGACACCGGUAGUACCCCACAGAAACUUGACUUCUUCAGCCGUAUAUCUCACUGAAGAUUUCGCAGCCAAAAUAUCGGACUUUGGCUUCUUGGGUUACGGGUCUUCAGCUCAGAUUGAACCAAAUCUGCAGAGUAAUGUCUACAGCUUUGGUGUUGUACUAUUUGAGAUGAUAACCGGUAAACUGCCUUAUGUAGUUGGUAAUGAUUCACUUGAAGACUGGGCAUCGGAUUAUCUUAGAGGAAUUCCAUUCCUUAGAGAAAUAGUGGAUCCAACUUUGACAUCAUUUCAAGAAGAUCAAGUUGAACAAAUUGGUCGUUUGAUAAAAUCAUGCGUUAAUCCUGAGCCGAGACAGAGACCAUCAAUGAGAGAUAUUGCUGCACGGUUGAGAGAUAUAACGUCAAUAGCCCCCGAUGCAGCAAUACCGAGACUAUCCCCUGUUUGGUGGGCAGAGCUUGAGAUUCUGUCUACUGAGGUAAAUUAAGAAUUCUUCUUUUUUAUCCUACAGAUGCAGAAAAAAUUCCCUGGAUGGGAUUUGCACAUAACAGAGAUAGAAAAGGCUGGUGAAUAUUUCUAGUUCACUCUUGUUAAAAUAUGUCAAAUGAAGAGAAAAUAUAGUAUACUGUAAAUUAAUGGAUAUAUAUUCCCAUAAGCGGGAAAAGGUAGUUCUUUUACUUUUGUAAUGAUGCUAGUUUGAUCUGGUUGAUUUUUACAUAAAUGUCUUUGUUAAAGCU